AAUGUGCAAGGAUAUAAUGGCUGAUUUAUUGGACAAGAAAAAGCUUAAAGAGGACCUGAAGCAAUUUUCCUCGAGCUUUGAUCUUGAUUUGAGGAGUAUGCCUAAGGCUCGAGUGAAAACCGCAAUAAAAAAACUAGAGGAUGACCGGGAAAACACAGCAAAGUCUAAAGACGAAGAUAUACAGAUAACAAACUUUCUGUCAUAUUUGUAUUUUCUGCUUGAUGACCAAGAACAUGCCAUACAGCUUGUUGAUGAAUCUCUUCAGAAUGAUCCUGAUAAUAUCAAAGCCAACGCAAACAAAGCUAAAAUUUUGCUGGAGAAUGGGGAAGUUUCUGACGUGGAAGGAAUUUUAUCAAAACUUCAAGAAUUCGAAAAACGAAACAACUAUGACAAAAGAAAAUGUUAUGCCGAGGCAAAUCUUGCGUACGCGUAUUCAAGGUCGGGUCCUUGGUACCAUCAAAAGGCGGUUGAACUGUACGAGAAGGUUUUAGAGACAUAUCCCGAAGAAUACGCGUGGCAGUUUGGCCUGGGUUUGACUUUACUCAGGCGGACUCAUCGUAUUAUUUCACAGGCAGAUGAUACGUUUGACUUGGAAAAGAAAAAGGAGAAAAUGGUACGCGUUUCUGAGAUUUUGUUCAACGUUGCAACAAAGUCAGACGACUACAUUUUAAGUGCGAACGCUUAUGCCACACUUGGAAAAGCUGUUUAUGAGAUUAAGAAAAACUAUUCGUAUUGGAAUGUACCACAAAAAAUAAAGGAGUUAGAUUAUAAAGUAUGCUAUGAAGAAGCUGUAUCAAGGUGUCCAGAGGAACCAUUAGUGUUAAACAUAUGUGGUAAACUCGCUCGCUACAAAGGGGAUAUAGAAGCUUCUGAGAGAUACUUACGGAAGUCAGUUGAAAUCAACCCAACAUGCCAGGGGUAUCAUCAUCUUGCUCUGACAUUAAAGAGGAAAGUAGAAAUGGGUAGAGGAGAGUUAAAUGAAAGUCAUUUAAAUGAGAGACCGAGAUACAAAAAUACAGUAGACAACUCGCAAACAUAUCCGACCAAACAGGUAAGGAAUCCCGGUAGCUGGUCGGUCAGUGGAAAACGACAGUAUCGACAUCAAACCAGAACUUACGGCGAUGAUAGGGACCGAUCACAAAGGAAUCAGCAUGAAAGCAGGGAUAGGACCCUGCAAAUGGGUCGGCGGCCGUAUAGUUCGGAUUUUCAUUUGAAUGGUACCAAAGAUAGGUCAACUGAUAGUCACACGAGCAGGGAUACUCUUCGUCGGGUAAUCAAAUCACCGUUAAAAGUUAAAGUUUACCCUGGAAACAGAUUGCUUGCUGAGGCGAUAGAACUACUCGGUGAAACAAGAAAGCUUGCACUAUUCCCUCUGAAUAUUGAGUACGACAAGGGUAUCAUAUACAGAAUGUUGGGCCAGACCGGAAAAGCCGUCGAGGUCUUCAAACAAAUAGUGUCCAAGAGGAAAUAUCUCCCGACACAAACUCUGAUGACAAAUGUUUAUGAACAGCUUGGACUUUGUCUCUUAGAAUUAAGCGAAUCUGAAGAGACACCUCCAGACAUGAAGCAGAAACACAAGAAAGAUGCCCAAAGUCAUCUCUCUCACGCUGUUCAACUUCAAUCGGAAAUAGUAGCAAACGAUCCGCAGUUCAAAGAGGGGUGGAACUCCUAUCCGACACUCAAGGAACUUUGGAGUGAUAAAAGAGAUAGGAAGCCAAAACAACUGGCAGUUCUGCACAUGCGCAUGGGAGAUCAUGUAGAUUCGAUCAAUAUCUACAAGAAAUUAUCCGUGAAGGAGAAAGACAAGAUGGAGCCACAAGACUACCAAAACAUGCUGGAAUGCUAUGCGGAACGUGGCCAGUUUGAGGAAUGCGUUGAACGUCUAAGUUCAUGGGAGUGUACAACAAUUUUUGCGAGACUUCCUGAGUCUUUGAUCUUUGAGGUGUAUAUCAAUGGCGCAUUUCACGCCUACUCGACGGAUAACGCACAACUAGCGUACAAUCGCUUCAGACGCGCAUUUAAAGUGUAUCACAUGUUUGACAAAACUGACUACACCGAGGUUGACGAAGACGAGGAUACCAAAGAUAUACUAAUAUUACACUCUUGUUCUCAAAAAUGGAGAUGCGAAUUUCCAAGAAAUCUCGGAACGAUUCUAGAAGACUGUACGGGAUUACGGUAUACCAUCAACACUGACGACGUGCUCGGGAAUGCGAUCACUACAGAAUCUAUGGUUUCAAUGAUGAAAAUGAUAGCAUGUAUCAUUAUCAUGACCCAUGACAGUGCAUAUAACUAUGACCAGCUGUAUGUCAACCACGCUGUCCAGAUGAGUUCAGAGAAAAAGGGACCGGGGGUUUUGGUAGUGUCAGACGACAAAUGCAAUGUGCCUGAUAUUGCCAGAACAAUGCCUUUCAUCCAAAUGCCUCCUCUGUUAGGUGGAAUUAUGCCUUCACCGUUAGAGGGCGCCGUACAACAAAAUGAUCAGAUACCAGAUCAGUUACCAGAGAUACAGAUAGAAUGGGUGAAAGAGUUCACCAAUCUACUGAAGGAUCAGCACAGUAAAUAAUGAACGCGUCAUCACUUAUAAAAGCAAUGACGUCACUCGAUACAUCAAUGCAAACAACUACCACCUAAUGUCUAAGCUCAAAUAAAUCGGUCCUUAAUGCGCGGUCAUAUCAAAUAACGAGUGUGAUGUGCCUGCCAGAUAUUGUCUUCAAAAUUGUAUCUUAGAAAUGAUUGUUAUCAGCACCUGCCCGGAAUCAUCAUGACUCCAGCAGACCGCGGGCAUGUUUAACGGUUGACAUCAUCAUAUCAUUGUAUGACAAACUAAGAAUGCUGUGUAGAUGUGAAUAAAUUUCAAACUCUUCUGCAAUAAGAACGAACAGUCUUUAACAUCUUUGUGCAGUUGUGAACAACUUUAAUUCAAUGCCAGUGUUAGCAUUCUCUACGACUCGUGGUUCACCAGCAAAGGUCUCCGCCAUCAGUGAACACUUUCGCGUCCUCGCUCUUCAUCAUUGAACACUCUCGCGUCCUCGCUCUUCAUCAGUGAACACUUUCGCGUCCUCACUCUUCAUCAGUGAACACUUUCGCGUAUUCACCUCUCAUCAGUGAACACUUUCGCGUCCUCGCUCUUCAUCAUUGAACACUCUCGCGUCCUCGCUCUUCAUCAUUGAACACUUUCGUGUCCUUGCUCUUCAUCAGUGAACACUUUCGCGUCCUCACCUCCAAUCAAUGAACAGUGUCGCGUCAACUCCUGAAAUGGAAUUUAUUAGAAAUUACUACUUUAUUCUACCUAUGCUACUUACUAAUUUACCUGUUUUAUUGAAUGAAGUUGGCUUUGGGCAUAUAUAUAUAUAUAUAUAUUAUAUUUAGUUUAAACCAUAUUUUAUUACAUGUCUUUUGGAUUUCGUACGAUAUAUACAUGAGUAUAAUCAAGAGUCAAACAAAGUAUCUAAAUACUUUAAUAUGUAUCCUUAUUUUCUGUAUUUUCUUAUAUAAUGAUACAAAGUAACUCCUUUAAAUUUCAUUAAGGACUUUUAUCAUUUUAUUUACAGUAGGUUGUGUAAUCCUUCUUACAAAUUAUAUAUUUUUUUGAUGAAAUUGGCUUUUGUAUGGCUAGCGUGGUAUGUAAAUUGUAUAUGGACUAAAUAGCCGGUAUCUGUUGGAAGGAUUAAUAGAAUAUUUAGUUUAAAAACAAUAUUUAUUCAUUAAUCAAAAUAGUCAAUACAUAUAAACAAUAUUCUAAUGGGAUUGGAAACCAAGCUUAGAGCUUGUAUUAAUUCCUUUCCCAUGUACAUACCAAGACAAAUAUAAAUCUUCAUAACUGGAACACCUUACAUCAAUAUGAAAUGAAAUAAUAAUAUUUAUUGGUUACAAUUAAUACCAAGACAUAUAUACAUGUGGUGAAUAGAAUUAGUAGUAGAAAUAAACAACAGUGACGCCAGUAAAUAAAA
Molecule: messenger RNA, 3950 nt
Organism: Pecten maximus
Lineage: Eukaryota; Metazoa; Mollusca; Bivalvia; Pectinida; Pectinidae
Exons: 1
Coding region: 2-2563 (853 amino acids)
Molecular function (GO): protein binding
Source: RefSeq, a predicted model, not a curated record